Molecule: messenger RNA, 351 nt
Organism: Brenthis ino (lesser marbled fritillary)
Lineage: Eukaryota; Metazoa; Arthropoda; Insecta; Lepidoptera; Nymphalidae
Source: the annotation of a GenBank genome assembly
AUGAAAUUGGAGAAGCCAGGUCAAGUAGCGCUUUUAUACGACGAUUUGUUUGUAAAAUUACAUUUUUGUUUUACAAGCAAAGCGGCGUUUGCGAAAAUUCGUAUCAGCGUGGUCGUGCGGACAGGAGCGGAGGCGGAAAGAUCUGUUGUCCUGUUUCAGGAGCAUCGAUUGGCGUUCUCUACUGCGUGUACGGGAAUACGUGCCUUGUACAAUGGUGUUAGGGGUGGUAUUUAUUUUUCAGGGCAUGGAGUUAUGUCGUACGGUUUUCGGUGCGGCCGGGCUCCACGCGGCCGGCCGGUACCCGCAGUGCCGCGCCGGUCGCCGGCUUUUACGCUCGCGUCACAGCAACUC